ACUGACUUUAUAAGAUUCAUAAUUCAUAAUAAUAAAGAAGGAAUUUUCUCUAAUAAUAACAAUGCACAUUAGAUGGCGCGAUACUGACUACUUUUUAAAGGUGGGAGUUACCGAUUUGAAAGAAUAUAUUGUAUUUGAUUGGUGAAUGAUAAGCGAAAAGAGAAAAGAACUACACAACAAAUUGUGACUUUCCAUGAUUCAUCGUAUUCAUAAGUUUGCACAAUCAGAAUGUAAUCUGUCUACAAUAAUUUCUGUGACAAUUAAAUAUAAGAGCAAUGAGUGAAAGAUAAAUUUAACCUAUUAAUCGAAAACGGUGUAACACCUUGUAAGGUCAUUGUUAGUUAAUCAUGGGGGUUGCUUAAAGGGUUAACAAAGUACUUAAGAAUAGUGAUCACAAUGAUAAAUUUGUUUGUAAUAAUGCGCGAUAAGUAUUAUUUUAUGGGAUGAAUUCUUCUCCUAUUUCGGUGUCUCUCUGCGUUAUUCGCGUCGAGAUUAUUGACGAGGAUUCUGAAGAAUCGAAUGGCGCAAUGGCUACUAAGAUGAGGGGUUGCAGAGAACCAUCCAAAAUAAACAUGGAAAAUUGCACAAAUCUUACAGAGAAUCAAGACUCUGCAGUUCCUUCUCAAGGAACUAGCAAAUCUAGCUCUGCCUCUAGAGCUAAUUCAGAGGAAAAUACCUAUGAUGAUUCAGAGAUAGCUGGUGCAAGUGCCUGUGCCUGUGAUCAAAUCAAUUUUAUCUCUGGGAACCCAUUUGUCGAAGUGACGAAAGGAAUUAUACACUUGUAUAAGGAAAACAAAUUAACGGAUAUACACCAUGCAGCAGAACGUACCCAAACUAUCUGCAUUCUCUCAGUUCCAGCUACAAUGACCUGUCAUGAUCUUCUAAGGUUUACAGCACCUUGCCAUCAAGAUGUUCGGCAUUUUAGGAUACUUAGAGAUGGUAGUCCCAAUCAAUAUAUGGCAUUGAUUACCUUCAAAUCUGCUAAUGCAGCAACAGAAUUUUAUGGUUCCUUUAAUGGCACUCCAUAUAAUUCUUUUGAACCAGAUGUUAUUUGUCACAUGGUAUUUGUGUACAGUGUUGAAGUGACAUAUAACGCUAUGCCUUUAUCUGGACACACAGAAUUACCACUUUGUCCAGUUUGUUUAGAGAGAAUGGACGAAAGUGUUGACGGGAUUUUAACAAUAUUAUGCAACCAUACAUUUCAUGCAAGUUGUUUAGCUAAAUGGGGAGAUACCUCCUGUCCAGUUUGUAGAUAUGCUCAAACACCAGAAUCAUUUGCAGACAGUUACUGUAUGGAAUGUAAUACUGGAGAAAGCAAUGAUGCUUUAUGGAUUUGUCUAAUAUGUGGACAUAUAGGAUGUUCGCGAUAUCAUCAGGGACAUGCUUUUCAGCACUAUCGUGAAACACAUCACUGUUACGCUAUGCAAUUAGGAAAUAACAGAGUCUGGGAUUAUGUCGGAGAUAAUUUUGUUCAUCGAUUACUGCAAAACAAAGAUGGAAAAAUGGUUGAAGGUGGACCUACAGCAACUAAAGCUGAAGGAGCAGCAAUGGAAGAAAAAGUAGAUUCCGUACAGUUAGAAUUCACGUAUCUUUUAACAUCGCAGUUGGAAACUCAACGACAGUAUUUCGAGGAUAGGUUGGCGCGAUUAGAACAGCAUUCUGUAUUACAAACUACAGAACUUAGAGAAAAAGUGGGUCAAGUAUCAGAAGAAAAUGCCAAAACUAAGGAACAAUUAGCAACAUUGACUCGGGAGAAACAAAAUGUGGAUAAACGACUACAGCAAGUUAGUAAUAAAUUGGUACAAGUACAAGCAGAAUUAACUGAAGAAAAGGAACUAAGGAAAGCAUUGGAAUUAAAUCAAGCCUCUUGGCAAGAUAAAUAUAAAAUGCUGCAAGAUGAAAUGACCGAGUAUCAAAAGACAAAGCAGACGGAAAUAACGAAUUUAAAAGAGCAAGUACAGGAUUUAAUGUUUUAUCUUGACGCUCAAAACAAAGUCGAAAAUUCAGAAUUGCGAGAAGAAAUAGCAUCAGGUCGUAUAGUAAUUCCAGAAACCUCUAAUUCUGCUAAGAAGAACAUUCGACCUUCUAAAUCUCGUAAAAAACGUUGAUGUUAUUCGCUAAUAUUUUCUGUAAAAAGAUUGAGUUUCAAAUCAGAUCUAAAAAUUAAAAUCUGAUUUCAUACCUUUUUAUGUCAAAAUAAACAGCUGAAUUUUUUUACUGAUUUUAAGCAACAGCAACGUGAAAGUAUAGUAAUAUAAAAAUUAUGAUCAAUGCUAUAAACUACUGAUGUUUGUAAUUUCUGAAUGCAUUUUAAUAUUUAAUUCUUCCGAAUUAAAAUUAAUAUAUGAAAUUUUAAAUAUAAAUUGAUGCUAUAUAUGUAUAAACGAAAUCUGUUAUAUGGAGAGUUUCAAAUGUAAUCUAUCUCAAAAAUAAAAGAUGUUGUUUCAUAUUUA
This is a messenger RNA of Bombus impatiens (common eastern bumble bee), 2453 nucleotides long. RefSeq names its product BRCA1-associated protein. Lineage: Eukaryota; Metazoa; Arthropoda; Insecta; Hymenoptera; Apidae. Gene Ontology annotation, molecular function: ubiquitin protein ligase activity; nucleic acid binding; zinc ion binding. Gene Ontology annotation, biological process: protein ubiquitination; Ras protein signal transduction. The record is from RefSeq and is a predicted model, not a curated record. The transcript has 6 exons. Gene Ontology annotation, cellular component: cytoplasm. Bases 444 to 2108 code for a protein of 554 amino acids.